Molecule: messenger RNA, 1332 nt
Organism: Diachasma alloeum
Lineage: Eukaryota; Metazoa; Arthropoda; Insecta; Hymenoptera; Braconidae
Exons: 1
Coding region: 1-1332 (443 amino acids)
Source: RefSeq, a predicted model, not a curated record
AUGAGUCUCUCUUCAGAGGAGAAAAGACGCGUCGCGUACCUCGAACAGAAAUUGAAUUUCUUCGAUCUCCAGUUGGGGAGGCUGGAGCAAUACCUCGAGAGUACACAUGUCGAUCCCGCAAACGCAAAGAUACGCGCGGAGAAAAUGUCGACAUUGUUCGAUACUUCGAUGAAGUACUAUGAGGAAUUAAACUCACUUCAAAGCGGCAAUUGCCUGGCAGGGAGUUUUCUAGAGACCGAAUCUAGAUACUACCAGGCAGCCGGCGCCAUUUCCAAACUCCAACAAAGGGAUUCGGUAUUCAACUCGACCUUGAAUCCGAAUAACAUCACUCUCACGGAGCGGCAAGAACUGCCAAAGCUCCCUAAAAUAAAGAUCCCCGUGUUCGAUGGAAAACAAGAAAAUUGGGCGACGUACAAAAAUAAGUUGAUCGCUCUCGUUCAUUCUCGGACCGACAUUUCUGACGCAGUGAAAUGCAGUCAACUUUUUGACUCUCUCACUGGGCCAGCUUCGGCUAAAAUCAGCCAAUAUGAUCCCAGUGACCAAGAUUAUUCGAAAGCUUGGAAAUCUCUCCUGGAAUUCUACGACUACAAGCGCAUUGUGGCCGUAGAACACUUGAAUGCUCUAAUCGACCUCCCUCAGCUCACCAAGGUAUCAGCUGAUGACCUAUCCUCACUUCUGGAUAAGGCUCGUCAGCACCUUCACAUCCUGGAGGGAAUCGGUGUUCCACCUGGAGAAAACUUACUCGUUCGCAUCAUCGAACGUUGUCUGCCCCAGACACUGAGAAGUCGAUGGCAAGACAAGCUUAACAUGGAUGAAGUGCCAAAGUUGGACGAUCUGUUCAAAUUCAUCCAGACUGCUAUCUUCAAGCAGCAAGCUCUCGACUCCGCAACGAUGUCCAAUCGCAACCCCAACCCAAAGAAAAGGCCAGGAGAAAGUCUCCCUCAAUCGGCCAACAAAUUCUCAAGGAAGACUCCCCAGACAUUCGUCACGUCUUCCAAAUCGGAUUCAUCCUCUUAUAAAUCCUCGUCGAUGAGCUGCCCCAAAUGCAGUAAAGCUCAUCGAUUGUACAUGUGCCCAACCUUCAACGAUCUCAGUGUCCAGGAUCGUUGGAAGUUCAUUAAAAGCAUCAAAGCAUGCAAAAAUUGUCUGUGGGCCCAUCCAUACCCUUGCAGGAGUGGUCAGGUCUGCAAAAGGUGCAAAGGCGAACACCACACACUCCUGCAUGAGGAGCAGGAUGGCGUAGCAUCUGUCAGCAGUCAGCAAUCAGACGUACACAUCCGUCGCCUUCCCUUCGGAUUCACAGUUGAUGACAACGGCGGUUGUCAAGACUGA